Ipomoea nil (Japanese morning glory) is the source of this 591-nucleotide messenger RNA. RefSeq lists its product as uncharacterized. Gene Ontology annotation, molecular function: RNA-DNA hybrid ribonuclease activity; nucleic acid binding. The transcript is spliced from 2 exons. Lineage: Eukaryota; Viridiplantae; Streptophyta; Magnoliopsida; Solanales; Convolvulaceae. The record is from RefSeq and is a predicted model, not a curated record. The coding region runs from base 1 to 591 and encodes 196 amino acids.
AUGUCUGCGUAUAAUCUUAUUGCAUGUCAAUCAAAGGAUGAGAUAGACUAUGGAUGGGUUUGGCGUGCUCGUUGUGUUGAAAAAGUGUUGUUAUUCUUCUGGAAAAUCACUAAGAAUGGGGUGUUUGUCAAUGAAGAUAGGAAAAGAAGUGGACUGACUCAGGAUGAUGGUUGUCUGAGAUGUGGGAAAGGAGUGGAAACCCUGGAUCACCUGUUCAGGCGUUGUGAGAUGGCGAUUGACAACUGGAACCAAUGGCCUACGUCUGCAGGUUUCAACGUUCUGGCACACGUGGUGGUGAGGCGAGCGAGGAAGGAGACAGAUGAAGCGCAACAAGUCCUUCUUAAGCAGCAAGGCCACAGGUCGGGUAGACAAGUUUGGGUCAGUUGGUCGCCUCCGGAGCAAGGCUUUGUGAAACUCAAUACUGAUGGGGCAAAAAAAAAAACGAGCUCAUGCAUGGCUAGUGCAGGAGGUGUGAUCUGUGACCAUAAUGGAGAGUGGAUUGUGGGGUUCAUAUCCAAGGUUGGCAUCACAAAUAGCUUCAUCGCGAAACUUUGGGGUCUUAGGGAGGGGCUCCUGCUAGCUAGAAGUUGA